Colletotrichum scovillei is the source of this 2040-nucleotide messenger RNA. Its product is annotated as short-chain dehydrogenase. NCBI's taxonomy places the organism in Eukaryota, Fungi, Ascomycota, Sordariomycetes, Glomerellales, Glomerellaceae. Bases 1 to 2040 code for a protein of 679 amino acids. The transcript has a single exon. The record is from RefSeq and is a predicted model, not a curated record.
AUGGCGACAUCUGCAAGCGACAAUCGCGACUUGAACAAACAAGUCUCCACAUCAACUGAACUCGAGCAAUGGACUACAGCCAGCAACGGAUUUUCCGAGACCCCAUCACCUCGCGCUCCGCUUAGCCCGCGAAGGCCGGGCCUAUCUCAGCAACGAUUCCAGGAUGAAGAUGUUUCCGAGGCCCAACAAGACAGCCAGACACGCAGAUCCGUCCUUUUCCUAUGGAUUUGGGAGAUUCUAUCCCUCGUCCUUGCCCCAUGUCUCUUGGUCGUGACCAUCACGGUUAUCCUCGGCCAAGAUGAUCAUCCCCUUAGAGACUGGCCCUUGGAUCGGAUCAUAACCCUGAAUUCUCUUGUCAAUUUGCUCUCCACCAUAUUUCGGGGGAUUUUAGUAUCUAUUGCAACCGAGCUCAUCGCACAGGCGAAGUGGAUGUGGUUCUGGUGCGACAAAUCUUCCCAACGCCGGAUGGGAAACCUACAGCAUUUCGAUGACGGUACUCGUGGCGUCUGGGGGGCGCUGAAGUUGAUGAGAAUUGUCACUUGGCGCAGCCCAUCGAUUCUCGUCGCUGUAGUUGUCCUCGUAUCGUCCUUUGCUAUUGGACCCUUCGUUCAGCAAUCUAUCGGGCACGUCGACAAGAACGAAACUCUUGGCCUUGGCACCGGAAUGAUUCCGGUGACGCGACAUGUUGACGGCCUGAACAUCAGAACACUUAUCGGCGACAACGAAGGCAUGGCUUUGAGAUCAGACAUCAAGGGUGCAAUUCAGACUCUCGCCUUGAGCCGCAACGGUUCUGAUUCGGUUAUUGUGCCGACCUGUCCAACAGGAAACUGCACUUUCAUCGGUCUUGGCUCAAACACGUCCGUCAAAACUGGGUUAAGCAUUACUCAUGCUUCCACCGGCAUUUGCAAUAUCUGCACUGAUAUUAGAGAAAUGAUCGAUCAUCGGGGCUUGAUCGAGAAUCUUCAGGCCAUUAAUCACAGCUUGGCAAACGGAAUUUCAAUCAUCAACACGGACAGAGAAGGAGGGAUGAGAGUUAUAUCAGGCGAUCUAUCGUGGACCAAUGGUACCAUACCGCCAGAGGCGCUCGAACGGGCUUCGAUCUCAUUUGCGAAUGUCACUGUCUUGACAAGCACGGCCCUUGACGGCAACAUCAAUGUAAACAAACCCAAACACGCCAUAGCCGUCACUUGCUCGCUUUACCCUUGUAUUCGGACAUACUCGGCCAUCAUCAGUCGAGGAGUGCUAUUCGAGACUCCCAUUACGAAGACGACCCCGAUGAGUUACGAUAUUCGUGAUAAGAAGUCUCCAGGGCCCAAACAAGCUUGGGAUCUGUCUGCAGUACAGCUGCCUUGCCUCAUCAAAGGGAAGGUAUAUACAGAAGGAAACCUUUCACAAGGCGCGGACCUCUCCAUGGUACGACACGUAAACGCCGGGAAUACUUCUGAUAUUGGCUCUGUAUUUCAGGCUCCCGAAGAGUGUAUCUACCGCAUUGACAACAAUUUCAAGCUUCUGAUGUCACAGUAUUUCUCAGAGGAAUUCUUCAAUGGCACUUGCAGUUGGGACUCCACACAGCCCAACUCGAUCAACUGUGGGAGUGCCAUCUGGCUUUCAAGGCUCUGGUCCCACGGAGAAUCAACACCUGCCAGCCUAAAGCAACUCUUCACGGACUUUGCGACUGCCUUGACCAACCAAAUGAGAUUGGGUAUGGGAAGAAAAGACAACACCACAUCGGUAGUCAACGGCGAAUCACUUCAACUCGUCACUUUUAUAGCCGUCAAACCAUGUUGGCUCAUCUUCCCUGCGAUACUACUCAUUCUUGAAAUCAUGGCCCUUUCAUGGAUGAUAAGUCUAACAGUUGUCUACCGAGAUGAAUUGGCUGUAUGGAAGGGCAGUAUACUACCACUUCUGUUCUAUAGAGAUUUCUUUUGGGGAAAUGCCGAUCGGGACAGCGCCUCGAAGAGGCUCUUGACAACAGAGGAGAUGGAGGAGCAGGCGGAUCAGAUCAGGGCCAACUUCUCUCGGAAUAUUUGGAAGAAUUGA